Staurois parvus is the source of this 480-nucleotide messenger RNA. Lineage: Eukaryota; Metazoa; Chordata; Amphibia; Anura; Ranidae. The record is from the annotation of a GenBank genome assembly.
AUGUGCCACUUUCAGGUCUCCUCACACUGCUGCUGGGUUCCAUUUUGUCAUAGGGUGCUGGCAGAUUACGGGCCUCCCAUAGCUGCUGCCAGGCCCCUAAUCUGCCAUGGGCCCCUGUACCGCCUCCUCAUGCUGCUGCCAGGUCCACAGUGUCUCAUGGGUCCCUGUACGGCCUCCCAUUGCUGCUGUCUCCAUCGCCACACUCUGCCAUGUGCCACUUUCAGGUCUCCUCACACUGCUGGUGGGUUCCAUUUUGUCAUAGGGUGCUGUAUGGCCUCCCAUUGCUGCUGCCUCCACCGCCACACUGUGGCUCCACACUCUGGUUUUGGCCCCGUGACUGCCCAAAUGAGUGAAGUGUGCGGUGAUUCUAAGAUCGACGGCACUCAUCUGCAUGUCAUACUGACUGACAGUAUUAUUUCUCUUCCCCAGCAGACUCCAAGGGCAUUUAAAUUAAAGGUACAGUGUUCUGCACUAAUAUAA